GCAGCGCGGCGUAGACUCGCGCUCGUUUUUUCCGUUUGCCGUGUUGCCGCCGAUUCCCCCUGAUUUUCCUUGGCGGCAGUUUGCGGUCCCGGCGCCCGGGAUGGAGCAGCUGGGCGAACUGGAGCUGCUGAUGGAGAAGAGUUUCGGGGAGGAGGCUGCGCUGCCGGCUGAGCUAUUUCAGAAGAAAGUCGUAUCUUCUUUUCCUAAAACAGUUCUGACCGGAGGAAUGGAUAACCGGUACCUGGUGUUAGCAGUCGAUAUUGUGCAGAACGAAGAGGGAAACCAUGAAAAGCACCUAAUCAUCACUGCUCACCAGUCACUAGAAUAUAAAGAUCGGUGCAUCCUUAGGAAUGACUGGUGUUCUGUACCAGUAGAGCCAGGGGAUAUCAUUCAUUUGGAGGGAGACUGCACAGCUGGUACUUGGAUAAUAGAUAAACAUUUUGGAUAUUUGAUUCUCUAUCCAGACAUGCUGAUUUCUGGCACAAGCAUAGCCAGUAGUAUUCGUUGUAUGAGAAGAGCUGUCCUUAGUGAAACAUUCAGGGGCUCUGAUCCAGCCACUCGUCAAAUGCUAAUUGGUACAGUUCUUCAUGAGGUAUUUCAAAAAGCAAUAAGUAAUAGCUUUGUCCCAGAAAAGCUACAAGAGCUUGCUUUUCAAACUAUUCAAGAAAUAAAGCAUUUGAAGGAAAUGUACCGCUUAAAUCUGAAUCAAGAUGAAAUCAAACAAGAAGUAGAGGAAUAUCUUCCUUCAUUUUCUAAAUGGGCUGGAGAUUUCAUGCAUAAGAAUACUUCAACUGACUUCCCUCAGAUGCAGCUCUCUUUGCCAAGUAAUGAUGGUAAGAAUAACUCAACAUGUAACAUUGAAGUAGUAAACUCAGUGGAUAUUGAAGAAAGCAUUUGGUCCCCUAGGUUUGGACUGAAAGGCAAAAUAGAUGUUACGGUUGGUGUGAAUAUACAUCGAGGAUGUAAAACAAAAUAUAAGAUAAUGCCAUUGGAACUUAAAACUGGCAAAGAAUCAAAUUCUAUUGAACACCGUAGUCAGGUUGUUCUGUACACUCUGCUAAGCCAAGAGAGAAGAGCUGAUCCAGAGGCUGGCUGGCUUCUCUACCUCAAGACUGGUCAGAUGUACCCUGUGCCUGCCAACCAUCUAGACAAAAGAGAAUUAUUAAAGCUGAGAAACCAGAUGGCAUUCUUUUUGUUUCACCGUAUUAGCAAAUCUGCUUCUGGACAGAAGACACAGCUUGCUUCUUUGCCACAAAUAAUUGAGGAAGAGAAAACAUGUAAAUAUUGUUCACAAAUGGGCAACUGUGCCCUUUAUAGCAGAGCAGUUGAACAACACACGGAUGACAGUUCGGUCCCAAUUGUCAUGCUGCCCAAAAUAAAAGAAGAAACCCAGCAUCUGAAGCUAUCACACUUAGAGUAUUUCAGGCUUUGGUGUCUAAUGUUAACCCUGGAGUCACAAUCAAAGGAUAACAGAAAAAAUCACCAAAAUAUCUGGUUAAUGCCUGCUUCAAAAAUGGAGGAGAGUGGCAACUGCAUUGGAAACCUGAUUAGAACAAAACAUGUAAAGACAGUUGGUGAUGGACAGUAUUUACAUAAUUUCCUACGUAAAAAUGGUACCAUACCUGUCACAAAUCUAAUGGCAGGUGACAGAAUUAUUUUAAGUGGAGAAGAGAGACCAUUGUUUGCCUUGUCCUGGGGAUACGUGAAGGAGAUUAACAUGACAACAGUAACCUGUUUAUUAGACAGGAACUUGUCGAUACUCCCAGAAUCAACUUUGCUCAGAUUAGACCAGGAAGAAAAAAGUUGUGAUAUAGAUACCCCAUUAGGAAAUCUUUCUAAAUUGAUGGAAAACACAGAUGUCAGCAAAAAACUUCGAGAUUUAAUCAUUGACUUUCGUGAACCUCAGUUUAUAUGCUACCUUAGUUCUGUUCUUCCACAUGAUGCAAAGGAUACAGUUGCCUGCAUUCUAAAGGGUUUGAAUAAGCCUCAGAGGCAAGCAAUGAAAAAGGUACUUCUUUCAAAAGACUACACCCUCAUCGUGGGUAUGCCUGGGACAGGAAAAACAACUACAAUAUGUACUCUCGUAAGAAUCCUCUAUGCCUGUGGUUUCAGUGUUCUGUUGACGAGCUAUACACACUCUGCUGUUGACAAUAUUCUUUUGAAGUUAGCUAAGUUUAAAAUAGGAUUUUUACGUUUGGGUCAGACUCAGAAGGUUCAUCCAGAUAUCCAGAAAUUUACAGAGGAAGAAAUUUGCAGAUCAAAGUCCAUUAAAUCCUUAGCUCUUCUAGAAGAACUCUAUGAUAGUCAACUUAUAGUUGCAACAACAUGUAUGGGAAUAAAUCAUCCAAUAUUUUCCCGUAAAACUUUCGAUUUUUGUAUUGUGGAUGAAGCCUCUCAAAUUACCCAACCAAUUUGCCUGGGGCCACUUUUUUUUUCACGGAGAUUCGUGUUGGUGGGGGAUCAUCAGCAGCUUCCUCCCCUGGUGCUAAACCGAGAAGCAAGAGCUCUUGGCAUGACCGAAAGCUUAUUCAAGAGGCUGGAGCAGAAUAAGAAUGCUGUUGUACAAUUAACUGUGCAGUACAGAAUGAACAGUAAAAUUAUGUCCUUAAGUAAUAAGCUGACCUAUGAGGGAAAACUGGAGUGUGGAUCAGAGAAAGUGGCCAAUGCAGUUGUACACCUACCUAACUUUAAAGAUGUUAAGCUGGAACUGGAAUUUUAUGCAGAUUAUUCUGAUAAUCCUUGGCUGAUUGGAGUAUUUGAGCCAAACAAUCCUGUUUGUUUUCUUAAUACUGAAAAGCUUCCAGCACCAGAACAAGUUGAAAAAGGAGGUGUGAGCAAUAUAACAGAAGCCAAACUCAUAGUUUUCCUGACCUCAAUUUUUAUUAAGGCUGGAUCUAAUCCCUCUGAUAUUGGCAUCAUUGCACCAUACAGGCAGCAAUUAAAGAUCAUCAAUGAUUUAUUGGCACAUUCUUCAAUUGGGAUGGUCGAAGUUAAUACAGUAGACAAAUAUCAAGGAAGAGACAAAAGUAUUAUCCUAGUAUCUUUUGUUAGAAGUAAUAAGGAUGGAACUCUUGGUGAACUCUUGAAAGAUUGGCGACGUCUUAAUGUUGCUAUAACCAGAGCCAAACAUAAACUGAUUCUGCUGGGGUGCGUGCCCUCACUAAACUGCUAUCCUCCUUUGGAGAAGCUCUUUUAUCAUUUAAACUCAGAAAAAUUAAUCAUUGAUCUUCCAUCAAGAGAACAUGAAAGUCUUUGUUACAUAUUGGGAGAUUUUCCAAGAGGAUAAAGCACUGUUUUCCUUGCCCUUUCAUACGAGGGCAGUAUCUCCUCUAGCUAGUGCCUGUGGUUUGUAUUUUGUUUGCUAUAAAAGUAGUGCCUGGUUAGACUGUGAAGAUAACUUUUAUCUAAAGGGUACAAAAUGAAGUAAAUGUACGCUGUUCAGAGUUUGGUUUUUGUUUUUAAUUUUUUUAUUAUAAUCUUGUUAAAAUAUAAAAUUCUAUCAACAUACAAAAUUUAACAGAGUAUUUUUUAAAGUACAGGUGUAUCCAAAACUGUGCAAAGUCUAAAUUUAUAGGUAUUAUACUACAUGUAUUUUUGUAUGACCCAGAAAAAGAGUUUGAUAAAUUUUUUACCAGCUUUAAAGAUAGAUUAACUUUUGGGUCUGAGCUUUUAAACUCUUAAGUCCAAAAUUCCAGGACUAAUUUGAUUUUGUAGAUGUUAUCAUAAGAAUUUUAUUUGAAAGACUGGAUAAAGAGAGUUGUUUUGUUUUCAUCCUUUAAGCACAGUCUUGUGAGGAUGAGAACAUAGGUGUGAUUCUUUUCUGUAUUUCAAGGUCCCUAAUCCACAGGCCAUUUUGCUGGAGUUUUUUUCUGACUUUGCUUUUCGGUAUUAGAUGUGCUUUCACUGUAAAUUUAGUCUUUUAUGACAUGAAUUAAUUACUUGCAGUUAAUUUCCUAUCUUCCCUUACUAUCACCCUUUUUUAUUUUCAAUAUUCAGUAUUUCAGUAUUCUAGAGUAGAUUUUGAUAUGAAAGAAAAUAAUUCUUCCUUUGAGAAGAAAUUUUGUUUUCUGAAUUGACAGCAAGUUAAAAAGGCAUGUGCCUAUUUUCACUUAUAUUUGUAUGCCCCUAUGUUUGGGGGCAUUACUCAAUUUUCCCCUUUUGUGUAAAGAUAUUUUAUAAAACAAAAUUGCCCUGGCGAUUAUUUAUAUAGUAACAGAUUUUAAUGUCAGUGUAUUCAUCUUUGGGGCUGGGUUGUAGUGGUGGGAAUCUUCCAUUUCUCUGGAGGACUUUUUUUUUUAAUGGAUGUUAAAUAUGUUAAAAUUUUUGCUUCUACCUCAUGUUUUUUUUUGACAAUUAU
Lemur catta (Ring-tailed lemur) is the source of this 4357-nucleotide messenger RNA. It is a transcript of the gene DNA2, whose product is annotated as DNA replication helicase/nuclease 2. The record is from RefSeq and is a predicted model, not a curated record. The transcript is spliced from 21 exons. NCBI's taxonomy places the organism in Eukaryota, Metazoa, Chordata, Mammalia, Primates, Lemuridae. The coding region runs from base 101 to 3286 and encodes 1061 amino acids. Gene Ontology annotation, cellular component: cytoplasm. Gene Ontology annotation, molecular function: single-stranded DNA helicase activity; 5'-flap endonuclease activity. Gene Ontology annotation, biological process: replication fork reversal.